GUCAUGACUACAUGUGAAGCAUUAGAUCGAUGUCAUAGGCGUUGUAGGCGAGUAAGGAGCUUGGUAUUUAAAAUGGCCAUCUGUUGGUUUUGUUCUUUGUGUUUACGUUCUUCUUCAUAAUCUCCAAGUUCUACGAAUACAAACAUCUUGAUCUUCUCCAGAACCCAAGUACCUGCACUUACACCACUACACUCAAAAUGGCCGACAACAACAACCAGCAGCCCGGUCUCAUCGGCAGCCACGCCCAAUACGUCAAGGGAGCCGCAGAGGCUACCAUUGGCGCCAUUACUGGCUCUCAAUCAUGGAAGGCCUCUGGUGAACAGGACAAGGCAGCAGGUCUUGCCGAUCUGAAGAAGGCUGGUGAACUUCGAGCACAGAACGACCCGAACCACGAGAAGGGAUACGGAAAGGUCGAAGAGGUCGCCGGUAGGCUCACCGGCUGCCAGGGUAUGGAGCGAGAAGGCCACGAAAGCGCUGCUCCUAAGCAGGAAUAAAUGGACUUCAAUGAUUGAUGAGUGUACGAUAGAACUAGCAUUGCGAUAAGUCGAGCUGGUUGACUCGGCUGAUAAUACUGAACUCUUCAUAAGAUUAGGG
Molecule: messenger RNA, 594 nt
Organism: Fusarium redolens
Lineage: Eukaryota; Fungi; Ascomycota; Sordariomycetes; Hypocreales; Nectriaceae
Exons: 2
Coding region: 198-494 (98 amino acids)
Source: RefSeq, a predicted model, not a curated record